Molecule: messenger RNA, 2349 nt
Organism: Penicillium soppii
Lineage: Eukaryota; Fungi; Ascomycota; Eurotiomycetes; Eurotiales; Aspergillaceae
Product: putative actin binding protein
Exons: 4
Coding region: 1-2349 (782 amino acids)
Biological process (GO): regulation of actin filament polymerization
Cellular component (GO): site of polarized growth; cortical actin cytoskeleton; plasma membrane
Molecular function (GO): actin filament binding
Source: RefSeq, a predicted model, not a curated record
AUGGCAUCUCUCAACCUCUCGUCCAAUGGCCCCUCGAUAUCAAAGAGUUACCAAACAGUGGUAAAUGCACCUCCUCCAUCGGCAAAUGGAGGUUCCCCAACUGCUGGUCAAUGGGCCGUCUUCUCAGUUUCUACCCCGCUUGUCAGCGCUUUCCAGCAGGAUGCAGGCAAGGAGAGUAUCCUCAAGGUCCAGACCUCUGGAGAGGGUGAAUUGGCCGAUCUCAUCGAGGAAUUCUCCGAAGGACGAGUGCAAUUCGCCUAUGUAAAGGUGACGGACCCCAACACCGGUCUCCCCAAGAACGUCCUCAUUGGAUGGUGUGGAGAAGGUGUGCCAGAACGAACAAAGGGUUAUUUCACCAGCCACCUGGCUACCGUCGCCAAGUUCCUCCAUGGAUAUCAUGUGCAAAUUACAGCCCGUGCAGACGGAGAUUUGACACCCGAGGGAAUUAUCAAGCGAGUGGCAGAUUCAUCCGGUUCUAAGUAUUCAGUAGGCGAGUCUUCUGCUCCGCCUCCUGCCCUUCGGCCUGCGGUGGCCAGCAAGCCUGCUUUCACACCCACUCGAUCUGGAGGGAUUGCACCCAACCCCGUUUCCCGCGUGCAGCCUACUUCAAGGGCCAAUGUGGACGAUGAUGGAUGGGGUGCUGAUGCUCCUCCAGUUACUCGCACCCAACUGGAGAAGGUCCAGCCAGCUUACCAGCCCACCAGAGUGAACUUGCAAGAACUGAAGUCAAACCCUACAGCUACUCGUCAGUCCGCUGCUGCCUCCUCGAAUGAUGCUGGAGAUGUGGUUCGGGGCGGAUAUCAGCCAGUGGGUAAAGUCGAUAUUGCCGCAAUUCGAAGGCAAGCGGCCGAAGCUGGUAACCUGAAGGACGAGCGUCCAGCCACCGUCAAGGGCUCCUAUGAACCGGUUGGAAAGGUUGAUAUUGGUGCUAUUCGUGCAAGGGCACAGAAGCCCGAGGGUGCCAGCGGCAACGUUGCACCAAGCCCUGCUGUCAACGAGCCUGCCACAACGUUACCCGAACGACCUGUGCCAUCUACUGCCUCGGGCCGCCUGACAGACCUGCCGAAACCCAAGAUUGCCAACAAGUUUGGUGGCGGUCCCUCCUUCCCCGGAACAAAGCCGCCUCUCCCCGCUGGUCUGGACUCGAAGCCGACCGCAAGUGCGCAGAUUGGUGCUGCUAGCCGAACUUUCGCCGACGAGGGUGGAAAGACUCCUGCUCAAAUCUGGGCUGAGCGCAAAGCCAAAGAGCGCGGAGCGGCUCCAAGCUCUGGAGGUGCUGAGUCUGUCCCCGCCCCGAUCCAAAACCAGCCUAGUGGAGGCGAAUGGAAGAGCGGGUAUGCUGGCAAGUCCUGGGCUACCGUUCAGACUGCCCGCGAAAAGUCGCAUUUGCCCGAACAGGAGGUGGAUGCCCGGGCUAAUGACCAGCCUGAGGAGCAACCACAACCUCAUGUGAGAGAAGUCCGUGAUCAAUUUGCCCAAGAAACCCCCGCGCCUCCAGCUCCUCCCAUCCCUCAGGCCAGUCGCCCUGUUCCUGUGCCGGGGCUGCCCUCUGUCACCGAGCCCGAGCGCCCUCAUGAUGCUCAGCAGGUGCUUCCAUCGCCUCCACCCCAGCCUCGCUCGCCAUCACCUCCCAGCUCACCUGAGCGUGACAACUCGCCCAUUCGAAUUGCUAUGCCGGUUGCCCAAAGUGCCCCCGAUGCCACUGAGGUUGCUGAUGCCCACGAGGAGCAGCACUCUCCGCCCCCUGCCAUGCCUAUCAGGAGUCUGCAGGAAAUUGUUCCGGAUGAGACACAAUUGGAGGAUGAUUCUCAUGACCUUGGCCGUGCUGCGGCUGAGGCUACCGUGCCUGAACCCGAGCAAACUCAGGGUGGACCACGGGCUCAGAUCCAGUACGACUACGAGAAGGCCGAGGACAAUGAGAUCGAACUCCGUGAGGGCGAGUUUGUGACCGAGAUCGAAAUGGUGGAUGAGGAUUGGUGGGUGGGUGUUAACUCUCAGGGCGAGCGUGGUCUCUUCCCAGCCAACUAUGUCGAAAUUGUGGAAGAUGAGGCUGCACACGCGCCAGCACCUGUUCAUCAGCCUGAGAACAUCCCUGCCCCCGCUCCUGCUGCUGUUCCUGCUGCUAUUCCUCCUCCCCCCACGCCCGCCGCGGCCCCGACAGCUGCUCCGUCCAAGGGUCCUUCUGCCACAGCUUUAUAUGAUUACGAGGCUGCUGAAGACAACGAGAUCAGCUUCCCUGAAAAUGCAAAGAUCUCCAACGUGGAAUUCCCCGAUGAUGAUUGGUGGCUUGGUGAAUACAAUGGCGCACGAGGACUCUUCCCUGCCAACUAUGUUCAACUGGAUGAGUGA